Dictyostelium discoideum AX4 is the source of this 768-nucleotide messenger RNA. Its product is annotated as dCTP deaminase. Gene Ontology annotation, biological process: dUTP biosynthetic process. The transcript is spliced from 2 exons. Gene Ontology annotation, molecular function: hydrolase activity; dCTP deaminase activity. Bases 1 to 768 code for a protein of 255 amino acids. NCBI's taxonomy places the organism in Eukaryota, Evosea, Eumycetozoa, Dictyosteliales, Dictyosteliaceae. The record is from RefSeq and is a predicted model, not a curated record.
AUGAACGAACCAACAAAUAAUAAUGAUAAUAAUGAUAGUAAAAAACAAGAAUUUUCAUUAUUAUCAGAUAAAGCAAUAUUAAGACAUAUGGAAAUUGGUACAGUUGUUAUAACACCAUUUGUUAGAGACAAUUUAUCAACAUCAUCUUAUGACGUCACACUUGGACCUUAUUAUUAUAGAGAAACCGAGCCAGAAUCAGGAGCAGGUGUUUAUAAUCCAUACUCUGAAGAAAUGGUUGAUAGAGUUUGGGGAUCAUUUAAAAAAGCAGAGACUCAUGCAUCAUGGUCAGCAAGGUCUGGUAUUAAAUUAGACAAUAUAGCCGAUGACGAAUUAAUCAUUUGGAUUAAACCUAAAGAAACAAUUUUAGCUCACACAAAUGAAUUUAUUGGUGGUAAUAAAACUGUAACAACAAUGAUGAAAGCAAGAUCUUCAAUGGGUAGAAAUUUUAUUGAAGUUUGUAAAUGUGCAGGUAUGGGAGAUGUCGGUUAUGUUAGUAGAUGGACAAUGGAGAUCACUAAUAAUAGUAGACACUAUUCAAUUCCAUUAGUAGUGGGUAGACGUUUAGCACAAAUCGUUUUCUUUAAUACUGACGGUAUAGAAAAUAGACCCUAUGAAUCAAAGGGAAAAUAUCAAGUUUCUUCAGACGUUACAGAAUUACAAAAAACUUGGAAUCCAUCUUUCAUGUUACCAAAAAUGUAUAAAGAUAAAGAAAUUUUAAAUAGAUCUCAAACAUAUAGCCCAUCUCAAUAUUUUUUCGAAGGAAAUUAA